GGAUUCGACACUCUCUUUUACAUUAUGGCGCCAUUCAGCUAUCAUGCCGCACCAGAAACACCAGAGCACAACAGAAGCGAGAAUCCACCCGCGACGAAAAUGCUUCAGUCGAGUUUCCGCGCAGAAUCACGCUUCCGGCCAUGGCGACCUGUAAAGCUGAGGCGAGGCUUUUUGCUGUUCUUCGCGGUAUCAUGCACAGCACUUGUUGCGUCGCUGCAAGUCCUUGAUACAGAAGUCCACCGUCACCAGGGCAUCGAUGCUAGCCAAGAGGCCGUCGUCAAUUGUCUGCGCUACCUGCCAACAGUGGCUGCUGUUUUCUUGGGAUUCAUCUGGCGCUCCCUCAUAUCAGACUUGAAGCUCAUGAUGCCGUGGUCAGCAAUGACAGACCGGAUAGCCCCAACCUCUAUUUCUCUGCAAGCCAACUAUGUCAAUGCUGUCGACAUCUUCUCUAUGUGGACGGCUGCUCGAAGGCGACAAUGGCCCUUGUGCUUCGGCCUGCUGGGCGGAUUAAUCGCGGCUGUCCUAGUAUCUUUCACCAACGCCUUGACAUACGUCGAUGCUACUGCCAAGGUUUCGGAAGACGGCGUAGGAUUCACCGGGACUUCCGACUUCAACCUCACCAGUCGCUUCGUGGACAGCAAUGGCUCACUUACGAUGGCCUGGAACUAUACUGGAAGUCAGCCUUAUGCAGGUGUGACCAGCUCUCAGCAGCGAAAUGGGAAGUAUCCACCCUGGACCAGUGAUGGAUACGUUUUCACGACAUUUGCAACCAAUCAAUAUCCCGGACAAAUCAUCAAUGGUACUCUGAGUGCAACCGCCACUGCAUUCUCUGCUGGUCUCGACUGCACUCCCAUUAGAAUGUCCGUGGUAAAGCCACCAGUGUGGUCAGAGGAAGAGGUCAGCAACGGUGUGACGACGUGGUGGAGAGCCAUGCAACCUAACGUGGAUGAUCUUGCUCGAGCCCGGUGUGACGCCCUUCCACAGAUCAACCUCACGGUCGUGCCAGGUUCCGUGACCAACCACUACUUCUUAUACCGUGGGAGCCAAACAGCUUGGAAUAUGCUAUCUGCUGGUGUUGGCUUGCCUGCUGCAUGGUUCAAUCUGACAAAGUGCCGAAACUCUGCCACGGAAUCUAUCAGAAUCUGGGCGCACAUUCUUCGUCCAAGAGGCGGCCAACCGACCGCAUCAGACCUGGACGUCAGCAGUCUGUUGUGCGAUCCAUGGUACGCAAUGCAGAAUGCGUCAUUAAGUGUCAAUGCUGGCACCGGCGAAGUGGUGUCUUACGCUCUAACUGACGCUGCAAAGCCUUUCCAUCCUGGUACGAUCACUCCGGACGUUCUUGUGACAUACCUCAACAAUCCUCUGGACGGUACAUCGUUGGAUGCCUAUCAUAGAACGUCGUGGCAAGGCUCAUUCGCGCCAAACUCGCAAAUUGUUAUCCCACAAGCCUCGUACAUCAAUGUCACCAGUUGGGCCGACUACUACUUUGCCGUCGCUGGAAGGGACCCAUUCUUCGCUCAGAUGCUAAGUGGUUACAAUGCCUCGCUCACUGAUGCACUCCUCAAUAACAGUACGAAAUUUGCCAUCGCCACAUCCUCGUUAGUUGGCAACUAUGUCGUGCAGCUCGCGAACACCAUGGCCCGGGAAAGUCAAAACUCUACCCUGAAAGGCACGAUUGUCGUCAGGCAACCGCGAGUCCUUGUUCGAGAUUGGGCUCGCCGUGCAGCGCAAGCCUCCUUAGCUUGCCUUGCCGUCAUUUGCGUCCUCUUAGCGACCUUACUUCGCGUAAGAUCAUGUCUCAACGAAGACUGCGGUACCUUGGCAGCGAUUGCUGUGCAUCUUGCAAACAAUCCGAAUGUUGAGCAAGCCAUGCUUAGGGAACUAGAUGGCCUUCCAGUUCUCAGCGGAUUCGCUUGGACUCGUGCAUCCCGCAGUGACCGUGGCGCGGUCCAGAUCGAUCUUAUUCCAAAAGAGACCGUCGAAGCUACAAGUCAGACGCACUUGUUGGCUGAUAGAUAUAGACCCACUACAUUGCACUGGCUAUACAUCACAGGAGUCAUGAUCAUCAGCCUGGCACUGAUCGCUAGUGCUGCGGAGACGCUACGUGAGGCGUUGUAUGGGCUCAUGAUCUCGAAAGGCUUCAAUGAGUGGUUCGCGAAGAAUGCCUUUGCCUUUGUUCCAACUAUCGUCUUGCUGCUUUUGGGCCACGGUCUAGGCGGUUUAGGUGAUUCAGUCACUCGUCUUGAGCCAUAUCGCAAUCUGCGAAGGGGGAGCGGUAGGCCUGGUCGGGAAACCGUGCUUUUCAACCCCAUCAACCACUCUGUCUUCUCCCUGCCAUACAGGGCAGUCGACGGGUUUGGCAGUCUGGUUCUCCUCUUCGUGUCUUUGCUUGUCGUGAUCUACCCGGGGGUCAAGAUUGCUGCUGCCGGGAUCUACAAGCCGUCAACGUCCGCUCGACUUUCCCAAGAGAGGACGAUGAGUCUUGACUCGAGCCUGGUAGACAAUUUCGAAAGCACAUACGAUCUCCCGCACAGUGUGACUGGUGGUAUCACCGACCGUGCAUCGCAGUGGAGCGAGUGGUCUCGGAUCAAAGAAUUCAAUCUGCCGCCUCGCAUCGACGCCUUGGACAAACUGGUCUUCACUGAAUUACAAGGUGACGUGGGGAAUGCCGCGUCCGUUCAUGCUGUCAUUCCAGCCAUCGAGGUCAACGUGACCUGCCAACCAUACGACAACGAAGACUUCAGCUUGUGGGUAAGUCAGACCUACAAUGCCUACUGGGGUACACUUCCGUGCUUCAUGUUUCGACCUGAAACUCGGCACGUCGACAAAACCGGUGCCGCUAUGGUCGACUAUUACGCCAUGAGGAUGCUUCAGAACUCAAUCACCGCCUCAAAUUAUAUCGGCGCGGCCUUUUUACCCGUGAACAGAAACACAGGCACUGUGCUGCCAGGUACUCCGUACACAAUGCUGCUUGCAGACUACAGCAGCGUAACUUCCGGCAUCGCGAACGAGACGUACGUUCCCGUUAUUCAACCCAGGGACCAAAGCAAACACAAUAUUAUACAAGACAGUGCGAUUGAAGCAAAACCCGGCAUGUUCAACGUCUCUCUGCCCACCAUCCGAGGCGUUGUGUGUACCCGGGAGUUUAACAAGGUCUCUGUUGAGGCGACACUCAUGCAAGGAGUGCGAGUAGGGCUGAACGACUCUUCCACACUCCUUCCAUGGGCCGUGGCCAGUUACGACGACCGGACGAUAAAAGACCGCACACCUUACGACCGCUCGACGCCCGGCUGGAUGUUUCCGUACUACCCGGCCGAUUCAAUGUCCCUUCGCAAUUUUUGGAACGACGCAGCAGCCGGGGGCAACGUUGCCGAGGUGGUGGGCAAGACUCUCUGGCCAUCAAAGGGUACUAGCCGGAACGUUUGGGAGCAGCUCGCGGUGCUCCAGCGGUCCAAGGUCGGCCAUGACAGCAUCACGAGCUCACUGCUCGACGCCAACGAGCUUGCAAGAAGUGUUGAGGAGCUACUAACGGCGUAUUCAAUCCAGAUGUUGUCCGAGCUGCGUCCCUAUACGUCCCAGUUGGCCAACACGACCAGCAAACGAGGUGUCAACGUGAACACGAUCCCUGUCCAAGUUUGCGGACGCAUCCCAACGGUUCAACAAUCAGCAACAAUAACCUAUGUCAUCACUGCCAUACUGGCGACCGUCAUUGUCUGGCCGCUCUCAGCCGCGUCUCCAUACCUGCCUUUCCUUGGCAGGGAGCGCGAGGGACUUGAUCUCCGAGAGCCGCCGGGUUCAAUUGCGGCAGCGAUGACAUUGUUGGCCGGCAGUAGGCUGGUACAAGAGCUGCGUAUGCAAAGCGUGACGCGGACGGAUCAGACGGAUAUUUGGGUGCGCAAGUUCCGGCUUGGAUGGUGGGAGGAGGACACGGGAAGCAAGAAAGCGGAGCCGGGAAGGAGACGCUGGGGCAUUGAUGUUGUGGAAUAGGGGCGACAGACUCAUGUCUGUUAAACGCAAAGGCCAAACUGUCACUCCAGUCCCUUCUUGGUCCUCCCUGAUCGUAUGCAUUCGCCGCGUACGCUGAAGCUGCACCAGUGACUUCUAUGUAUGCGGUACACCGCUCCAAGGACAGCGAGAUCGACUCGUUUUAGGUAUAACAUUGUCAGAGAACAACUA
Molecule: messenger RNA, 4176 nt
Organism: Cladophialophora immunda
Lineage: Eukaryota; Fungi; Ascomycota; Eurotiomycetes; Chaetothyriales; Herpotrichiellaceae
Exons: 3
Coding region: 25-3987 (1320 amino acids)
Source: RefSeq, a predicted model, not a curated record